AUGGCUUUCGGUAGACACAAGCGCGGUGGCUCCGGGGUAUCGGAUCCCUCUACGAUGGGAGAGAGUCGGAGUAAUCGUGCACAGCUGCCAAUGCUGCAGAUGCCCGACAAAUUCCGGUAUAACCUGCUGUGUGUCUUCGGCGAAUUCGUUGGCACGUUUAUGUUCUUGUUGUUCUCUUUUGCUGGAACCCAGGUUUCCAACACACCUAAGGCUCCUGAUGGGUCACCUCCGAACACCUCCAACUUGCUAUACACUUCUCUGUGUUUCGGUUUCUCGUUGACUGUCAAUGUCUGGGCUUUCUUCCGUGUCACUGGUGGUCUUUUCAAUCCCGCCGUGACUCUCGCGCUCUGUCUUACUGGUGGCAUGCCUGCGCUGCGCGGUCUCAUGGUUUUCCCUGCCCAGUUAGUUGCGGGAAUUGCCGCGGCUGGUGUGGUGAGCGCCAUGUUCCCGGGUGCACCAAACUUCACGACUCGUCUGGGCGGCGGCGCCUCCAUUUCCCAGGGUCUUUUCAUUGAGAUGUUUCUUACCGCGCAACUUGUCUUUGUGAUCAUCAUGCUUGCUGUCGUGAAGCACAAGUCAACCUACCUGGCUCCAGUGGGAAUUGGUCUUGCAUUCUUCCUGUGUGAGCUUGUCGGUGAUUAUUACACCGGUGGCUCCCUCAACCCUGCCCGUUCCCUCGGUCCAGACGUGAUCAACCGCCAGUUCCCCGGAUAUCACUGGAUCUACUGGGUUGGCCCUCUACUCGGAUCCCUGCUGGCUUCUGGUUUCUAUCAUCUACUUUGCUGGUUCCGCUGGGAGAAUAUUAACCCGGGCCAGGAUUACAACGAGUGGGAGACUAAGGCCCGCACAAACUCCAUACUUUCUGAAAACACCAUAACUGAUCAUGUCCACGGCCCUUCUAACGACUCCCAGGAUUGA
Penicillium maclennaniae is the source of this 918-nucleotide messenger RNA. RefSeq lists its product as uncharacterized. Gene Ontology annotation, molecular function: water channel activity. The coding region runs from base 1 to 918 and encodes 305 amino acids. Gene Ontology annotation, biological process: transmembrane transport. The transcript is spliced from 3 exons. Gene Ontology annotation, cellular component: plasma membrane. NCBI's taxonomy places the organism in Eukaryota, Fungi, Ascomycota, Eurotiomycetes, Eurotiales, Aspergillaceae. The record is from RefSeq and is a predicted model, not a curated record.